AGAAGAUCCAAAGCAAUGGCAAGAACAAAGCAAACAGCUAGAAAAUCCACCGGAGGAAAGGCACCAAGGAAGCAGUUGGCCACUAAAGCCGCUAGGAAAUCAGCUCCGGCCACCGGAGGAGUGAAGAAGCCUCACCGUUUCCGUCCAGGAACAGUGGCUCUUCGUGAGAUCCGUAAGUACCAGAAGAGUACUGAGCUUUUGAUCCGAAAGCUACCUUUUCAAAGACUUGUCAGAGAAAUUGCACAGGAUUUCAAGACGGAUUUGAGAUUUCAGAGCAGUGCUGUGGCUGCACUUCAGGAGGCGGCUGAGGCUUACUUGGUGGGUCUCUUUGAGGAUACUAAUUUGUGUGCAAUUCAUGCUAAAAGAGUUACGAUUAUGCCUAAGGAUAUGCAAUUGGCUAGGCGUAUUAGGGGUGAAAGGGCUACGAGAAGUUCUAAAGCAAUGGCAAGAACAAAGCAAACAGCACGAAAAUCCACCGGAGGAAAGGCACCAAGGAAGCAAUUGGCCACUAAAGCCGCUAGGAAAUCGGCUCCGGCCACCGGAGGAGUGAAGAAGCCUCACCGUUUCCGUCCAGGAACAGUGGCUCUCCGUGAGAUCCGUAAGUACCAGAAGAGUACUGAGCUUUUGAUCCGAAAGCUACCUUUUCAAAGACUUGUAAGAGAAAUUGCACAGGAUUUCAAGACGGAUUUGAGAUUCCAGAGCAGUGCUGUGGCUGCACUUCAGGAAGCGGCUGAAGCUUAUUUGGUGGGUCUCUUUGAGGAUACCAAUUUGUGUGCCAUUCAUGCUAAGAGAGUUACAAUUAUGCCUAAGGAUAUGCAAUUGGCUAGGCGUAUUAGAGGUGAAAGGGCUUAAUCUAGUGCUUGUUUCUGUUUUCUGGGUUAGUGUAGUUGCCAGUUGGUUUUUGAUGGAAAUGAAAAUCAAAAGUUCCUCUAAUUCUCUUGUUUUCAUGUACAAUUGAAAUUUGAUGUUGUUCAUCUAGAAUGACAAAAAAUGAAAUAUCUAGUAGUUUCUUCCAUUUUA
Solanum dulcamara is the source of this 1020-nucleotide messenger RNA. Its product is annotated as histone H3-like centromeric protein CENH3. The record is from RefSeq and is a predicted model, not a curated record. The transcript is spliced from 2 exons. Lineage: Eukaryota; Viridiplantae; Streptophyta; Magnoliopsida; Solanales; Solanaceae. Bases 16 to 852 code for a protein of 278 amino acids. Gene Ontology annotation, cellular component: nucleosome. Gene Ontology annotation, molecular function: DNA binding; structural constituent of chromatin; protein heterodimerization activity.